UCCGGGCGGCUCCGGGGCGCGCCGCAUAAAUAGCAGCGGCGGCUGCAGCAGCGGCCACCCCGGGCGGCGGACACGUGGAGGGACCCGGCCCGCGCCUCCCGCCCCUGCCGCCGGCCGCGCCAGGCGGUGAGCGCCCCAGGCAGCCAGAGCCCACCCCACCCGGCCCGACGCCAGGACCGGCUGCCCGGACCCGCCGCCCAGACCCGCCGCCGCCCCGGGACCCCGACGCCCCGGCCCAGGGCGCAGCCGUAGCUCAAGAUGGCCCGAGGCAGCGCCCUCCUGCUCGCCUCCCUCCUCCUGGCCGCUGCCCUUUCUGCCUCUGCGGGGCUCUGGUCGCCGGCCAAGGAAAAACGAGGCUGGACCCUGAACAGCGCGGGCUACCUGCUGGGCCCACAUGCCGUUGGCAACCACAGGUCAUUCAGCGACAAGAAUGGCCUCACCAGCAAGCGGGAGCUGCAGCCCCAAGACGAAGUGAAGCCAGGAAGCUUUGACAGGUCCAUGCCUGAGAACAAUAUCAUGCGCACAAUCAUUGAGUUUCUGUCUUUCUUGCAUCUCAAAGAGGCUGGGGCCUUCGACCGCCUCCCGGAUCUCCCCGCUGCAGCCUCCUCAGAAGACAUCGAGCGGUCCUGAGAGCCUCCUGGGCGUCUUUGUCUGUGCUUGCAAUCUAAAGUCAAACCUUAAGAUGAUGGAUAAUCUUAGGCCAAUUUACACAGAGUCGGCUCUUCCUGUUCUCUUUGCCUUGAUGUUGUGUUGUCACAAUUUAAGAAUUUUUUUUUUUUGGUAAUUAUUUUAUUUUGAGUGACAAAAUAAAGAAUAGCAAUUA
This is a messenger RNA of Rhinopithecus roxellana (golden snub-nosed monkey), 823 nucleotides long. It is a transcript of the gene GAL, whose product is annotated as galanin and GMAP prepropeptide. The coding region runs from base 259 to 630 and encodes 123 amino acids. Gene Ontology annotation, cellular component: extracellular region. Gene Ontology annotation, molecular function: hormone activity. Lineage: Eukaryota; Metazoa; Chordata; Mammalia; Primates; Cercopithecidae. The transcript is spliced from 6 exons. The record is from RefSeq and is a predicted model, not a curated record.